Cladophialophora psammophila CBS 110553 is the source of this 1131-nucleotide messenger RNA. RefSeq lists its product as uncharacterized. The transcript has a single exon. The record is from RefSeq and is a predicted model, not a curated record. Gene Ontology annotation, cellular component: fungal-type vacuole membrane. Lineage: Eukaryota; Fungi; Ascomycota; Eurotiomycetes; Chaetothyriales; Herpotrichiellaceae. The coding region runs from base 1 to 1131 and encodes 376 amino acids. Gene Ontology annotation, biological process: macroautophagy.
AUGUUGUUUAGGUCCUUGACUGUCAGCACCCUGGCUGGUGUAGCUGUCGCGCAAGACUUGACCACAUUACUCAUGAGUACACCUGAGUUGUCCAAUCUCACGUCCUACCUUGGACUGUUUCCCGAACUCACGGCCACGUUAGCGUCACUGCAGAACAUCACGCUGCUUGCACCUAACAAUAAGGCCUUCAUGAAGCUGUUAAACUCCCCGGCAGGAGCUGCCCUGGUUCAGAACGACACCACAAUGAUUCAAGCACUGUUCACUUACCAUGUUUUGAAUGGUACCUACGCCGAUUUUAGCGACAAGCAGUUCGUUCCAACUCUACUGCAACCGCCUCAAUUUACCAAUGUAACCGGGGGUCAAAUGGUGGAAGCAGUCACCAGCGAGAACCAUGUUUCCUUGGUCUCCGGGCUGCUCAGCAAUGCCAGUGUUAGCAGCGGCCCCGUCAACUUCACUGGUGGCGUGGUCCACAUUAUUGACGAUGUCUUGACUGUCCCGCAAAAUAUUUCAGAGACGGCAAUUCAAUUUAACCUGUCUGCUGCUGCCGGUGCUCUUAUCAGUGCAGAUCUGGUCACAACCGUCGACUCCCUGUCUGAUGUGACCUUGUUCGUACCCAACAACGAAGCAUUUGAGGCGAUCGGUUCUGCGCUUCCCAAGCUAACGACGCAAGAUUUGGCUUCGAUCCUGCAGUAUCAUCUCGUUCAAGGUGUUGUCGGCUACAGCACCCUGUUGCAGAACGGCACGGUGCAGUCAGUUCAGGGCAAUGACCUGACCAUCACAAUCGAGGACGGCGAGGUCUUCGUCAACAGCGCACGAGUGGUUGUGCCAGACGUGCUCGUCGCUAACGGCGUGGUUCACGUUAUCGACAACGUGCUGAACCCCAGCAACACCACUGCGGCACCCAGCCCGUCCCAGAAGUCCGGUUCGCCUGCAUUCAGCGGUGCCAGCUCUGCCAGCAAUAUUCCCUUCACGUCUGGUGUGCCGAUGCCGACGAGCACUAUGGGCAGCCAGUCAGCCACAGGUGCGACGGCGACUUCGAGUAGUAGUUCAGGAGCUGCAAUGCCGGCCAAGACUGGAGCAAUGGGUGCAGCGGCCUUGCUUGGCGGCGCGGUUCUGGUCUUGAACAUGUAA